Molecule: messenger RNA, 654 nt
Organism: Amoebophrya sp. A25
Lineage: Eukaryota; Dinophyceae; Syndiniales; Amoebophryaceae
Source: the annotation of a GenBank genome assembly
UCGCUUCGGUAGUCGAGGAGUACUACUAGGGAUGGGAAUCAAUAUCAAAGGCUACGACUUCGUCACCGACUUUUCCUAACGUCAACGUGGUAAGCAAAAGACUUACAUAUUUGGAACUUGAAUGAUCAAUAUUGCAGAACCUUCAUGUCCUAUUCGUUCACAACACAAGUCGCAAAAUGGAGCCUUUAUUAGCCACCGUUCCGAAGCGAGGAUCAUUGGGAACAGUGCCGAGUGUCAUUCUGCCUGCUGCACGAGAUCGGCCUUAUAUUUGCGCACCAGUAACAGAAAUAACUGGAAAGCAGGAAAUUUCCGUACCUGGCGUAAAAAACGUGCUUUCUGAUUUAGAGCUACCAGAUACCGUGUCGCCGAACCGCUCUCAACCCUUUCUCUGUCUGCCGAUGGUGAAGCAGAGCAGUGUUGGUGGAGUUGCGCUGGUUGUAGAAGGAUUAAUAGGAGGGCUUCAGGGAAGUAUAGAUGGAUCUCUUAUGGCAUUUUUAGUGGGUGGGGUACAUGAACUUCAUAGAAGCAGACCUCCAGAAGUCAAACAGAUGAUGCUAAGAAAUAUACCCAGGACACGGCACGCGAUAUCAGAUAGGACAAUAACUACAGAUGAGUUCUUAUGAUGUCAAAGUCCUAGGAGUAGUACCAGUUUAC